Molecule: messenger RNA, 20028 nt
Organism: Porites lobata
Lineage: Eukaryota; Metazoa; Cnidaria; Anthozoa; Scleractinia; Poritidae
Source: the annotation of a GenBank genome assembly
AACAAAAGCAAGUGAACGUGAUUUGCGCGGCUUUUAUAAUUAAGGGUUUCACUGUUCUGAAUGUUUUCACUUCAAUCGUGUAGAGUAUGGAGAACGGAAAACAGGAACAUAGCAUUUCAGAGGAGGGUGAUAUGGCACAAAGCAAGCCAAAACAGCGAGGAGUCGGCUGUAACCCUUUUAAGAGAAUAGAUGAGAAAUAUUCCACUGAAAAAUACGAGCUACCUUUGGUAGGUUUCAACCCCGAAGCCGCGAAGCAAAGACCCUCGUUUGUUUAUGAAGAUCCAGCUCUGGAGAGUAGUGAGGUCGUAACCCCUAUAUCACCUCAUGCUUUAAAGUUGUUUGAAGCCAUCCGAGAAGAUGAAAUGGAACUGGUUGAAGCGGAGCUUUCUACCCUAACAGAUAAGCGCCAAAUCGAUAAAUUAGGCGGACAUGGGUUUGCCCUAAUCCAUGUCGCUGCUCGGUAUAAUUUCAGCAGAAUAGUGACUAGACUACUAGAUCAUGGAGCGAAAAUCAACGUGGGGACGAGUGACUAUCGAUGGACGCCUCUUCAUCUAGCAGCCAGGUGUGUUGAAACAUUUAAAACAUUAUAUUCUACAUGACAUCUAUUCUAACGUUUCAGAAUUGCAUAUUAUUUACACGAAUCACUGAAAUUAUCGCUAGCUUCCGCAAUCGAAUGUGUGCAACAGAUCGUUUGUUAAAUAGUCUAACGCGUGAAGAAUUUGUUUAUUGCAUUUGUUAUUUUUAGGAAAGUAACCUUUAUUGCUUUCUUUUGAAGCUGAAGGAGAAAACAAUCCAAUAUUCCCCUCUCUCUGCUUUCACUUGAAAUUUACAUAUUGUAUGUUGUAAUUGACAAAUCAGAUAUUAAAGGCAAGUCAUCACAUUCUGUACUGUAACAAUUUUCGUAUUGUUUUGCGAUACAUUGGCUUUUUACCCUCAAAAUUAAAAGCAUCUCGAUAUCGAAACAGAUCAUUUUCAAUCCUGCCUUGCUUAGAUGAAUUACGUGACUUCUAUCUUAACAAAUACACUAUCAAGUGCUUUUAUUGGAUUAAUUGAUUUGCAAAUAUUUCUAAGUUUGACGGAAAGAAAGUCUCCGCGAUUCAGUUUUGUCAGUUCUUUCACAAGCACAAUAUCGAUGGUAAUUUAAAUCAAAAUUUGAAGAAAGGAGGAAAAGCUUUGUUACGACUGAUGAGAAUGAAGCGUUAAGUGAUCAGGGCGUGACUGUGAGGCUGUGGUUUAAAGUGUUAAGAAAAGUACCCAGUUUUCUGGAAAAUGUCACCGUUGGGUGUAAAACAACCAAGCUGCCCUGAGAAAAAGACAGCGAAGACGAAUUUUAGCGUUCACCAAAACAGUAAGCCCCCCGGGGGGGGGACUCAUGGGAAUUCUUGUUGGGGGUGUGCUGGCCGGUUCUCCAAAUCCUGACCCUACUUCAGACCGAAAAAUGUCAGUUUUUUCAUCCGUUUUCAGACCUCGCCUCUAAAAUCCACACUCAUUCUCAGACCUAGCCUGGCUUUUAAGAAAUUAUGUCAUCAUUACUUAGAUUAGAAUAGCAACAAAAAAAUUCUUAAACCAUUUCGAAUUCGCAUAUUUCUCUUUCUUUCUUAUUCAUUUUAUAAUUGAAAUAAGUACACUCUUAGUUUCCUCGAAAACCAUACCCGAAUGAAUUAACUGCAAAAACCGUGGACGAAGAUCCUGAUAGUUAUAAACAUUGGAUCUCUAGAGAAGAGAUCUAAUCAGCCAAAAUAUUAAGAACAUAAAACGAGAAGUCCAAAGACUACUGCAAAGCUGAUCAGAAGAACUUGUUUUGUUUUUUCACAACAAUAUUUCGGCUCACCGUACCAGCCUUCUUCAGGCUUAGAUGUUACUGCACUUAUGAUAGGAAUGUGUUAAAAGUUAAUUUUUUUUACGCUGCAGGUGAAACACGCUCCAUCAUUUCACACAUUACUUGUAACACUAAAAACGUGAUCUACAUGGCAACCGUUGUAAUUUACAAUGUAUAGGUGAAACUGAGUUACCCCUCAAGGACAGAUUUAACGAACACAGACGACCAGUCCACAAAACUAACAUUAAAUCUGUUUCUGAACACUUUCUCUCUCACUCUAACCAUUCUCAUACUGACAUGUAGUUAAUCCCACUAGAGAAAAUUUACUCUGCACGUGACUCAGUUCUUAAGGCUAGGGAGUAGCAUUUGAUAGAUAAGGCUAUGACUCUUGAACCUAACGGCCUAAACCGCCGUGACGAAUUAUUGUAAUCCAUAUCCUUAUCAUUUUUUCUUUUCCAGUUUUUGUUUUGUACGUCAUUUCCGCCUGUCCCUUUUAAACAAUUUCUAUUGCGACAUUCUCCAUCUAUAUAAUAUCCUGUUUCUUAUCAUAGGUUCAGUAACAUCUGCAAACCUGAAGAAGGCUGGUAUGGCCAGCCGAAAUAUUGUUAUGAAAAAACAAUACAUGUUGUUCUGAUCAGCUUUGCAGUAGUCUUUGGACUUCUCGUUUUUGGUUAUUGGUAAUGUGCAAAUCUUCUCGAUUUGAAGAAACUAGGCGCGCAAUAUGGUCCCGGUUAAAUUUUCAGCAAGCGCGCGAAGUGGUCUUGGAAAAUUCUGUUCUGCAAGCGCGCAAGGUGGUAUUGGCAAAUUCUGGAAACACGUCGUUGACUGGUCAGCAUUAGAUUCCAUCCUCCAGAACCACCUUCCCCUUUUUGCUACACUUACAUAAAAUCUCAAAGUCUCUUAAAAUUUCUACUCUUCUAAUCUUUUUCCAAGUCUAAAAAUGGGGCAUAAGCGGGAUUCGCAUUUGCGGCCCUAGAAACCGAAAUCCAUCGCCUAUACCACUAAUCGACUGCAAGUUAAAUUUUCGUUUUACAUACUUAUAUUUAGUGACAAACCUAACAGUAAAUGAAAGCUAACCAUUUCGAGUCAGCGCUUAGCAAGAAGCCAAUCGGAAAAAAAGUAUAUGAAAAAUAGAACGACAAGAAAGAAAGAACGAACUUUUGUAAGAAUCUAACCCCGCACAUUUGUCUGCGAGAAAUAUUUCUUACGACGACGCUACGUGACGAAAUGGAUUUGACGGAUUGUUUGACGUAUGGAUGCCUUGUAUUGUAAGUAUUGUUUAAAGUGUUUUCCCUUAUAACUUCCUCCGGAAAGCUGCGUUUAAAGCUGAUCGUCUCGUAUUAAACACGAAUUCAAAAAUAUGUGUCAGGAAAAUAACCGGGCUUUUGACCGGGUAACACAAGCCACUCUUAACGAUAUGCCCAACAAAGCCGAAAAACUGGUCUGCGAAGUAGGACGUAAAACAUAUGUUUUUUUUACCUCGAUUUUCGUUCCAUGUUCUCAUAAAAGUACUUCUGCCUUCGAAAUCCAUCGCUAAAGGAAAUUAUUAAUAUUAUAAUGAAAAAUACACUAAUAAUAAUAAUAAUAACAGUAAUAUAGCCUGCGAAUGCAGCCGGUAGAGACGUUUCGCCAGGAGGAACGCCUACGCCUCGGCGAAGGAAAUUUAAUACUGAUGACGUAAAUAAAUGUUAAAAUUUGAAUGAAGGUAUGAUCGUCGCAGUGGUAAUUACAAUUAAAGCAAUUGCAAAUUGACCCGAAAAAGAUUUUGGGACUUCAACGGGAUUCGAACCCGUGGCCUCUACGUUAGCGCUGCAGUGCUCUACCAAAUUGAGCUACGAAGACCCAGACAUUGAGAGCAGGCCAAUUUGCCGAGCUCAUCUAAACUGCUGAAAGGAAUGAAACAUGAAGAUGGUGUGAAUUGUGGAAAUACAAAUUUAAAAGAAGGUAUAUAGCGUCGCAGUGGUAAUUGCAAUCUAAGCAAUUGCAAAUUAGCCCCCCAAAAAAUUUUCAGGAUUUCAAUGGGAAACAAACCCAUGGCCUCUUCGUUAGCGCUGCAGUGCUAUGAAUACCCAUACAUUGAGAGCAGGCCACUUUGCCGAGCUCAUCUAAACCCGUGAAAAGAAUGAAACAUGAAGAUGAUGUGAACUGUGGAAAUACAAAUUUAAAUGAAGGUAUGAUCGACGCAGUGGUAAUAGUUCACAUAAUAAAUCCAGUGGUCAUGGGGAUCCAAAUGUAAAUUUGUUUGAUUUUAUGUUUCUCCUGGUCGAUUAUGGUUACGUUUUGUGUUUUACUGCGAACGAGCUCCAGCAAAACUCAAAUUCUUUGUCUAAAGAAUAAUAUAUUCCAGGAAUAUUGACGGAUUUAUGACGUUCACGACCCCGUUUACAUUUGACCUUUGUGGCAUUUUUUCUUUUGUCUGUCAUUUGUGAACAAUGGAUAAAACAAUAUAAUUACUAUGUCGACGAAUCAGAGCUCCUGACCAGAUUCCGGAUAGAUUUUACGGCAUCAAUAUAGAAUUUUCUGUUGAUGCUCAACAAAUUCUUGGAGGCGUCGAAGGCCUUCGGCCUGACCAUCAGCCUCAGUGAGACCGAGGUACUUUACCAGCCUGCUCCAAACACCACACCCGUUGAGCCAAACAUCAGCAUCGAUGACACGCCGCUGGCAAAUGUCGACAGCUUCAACUACCUCGCCUGGACAGCAUCAUCUUAAACGAUGGAUUCCUGGAUAAAGAAGUCACGUCCAGGAUCAGCAAAGCAAGCCAAGCGCUAUAGGGAGGCUGCGCACAAAGGUUCUCAAUCACCAUUACAUUUGCCUCUCUACGAAGCGGAAAGUCUACAGAGCUAUAGUCUUGACCGCUCUGCUGUGUGAAUGCGAGUCUUGGACACUGUACCAAAGGCGUGUCAAACAGCUGGAGAACUUUCACUUGCGUGCCCUCCGUUCCAUACUUGGCAUACGUUGGCAAGACUGUAUCACUAACCUAGAGGUCCUGGACCGUGCAGAGUGUAUCGGCAUUGAGGCCUUACUCAUCAAGCUCAGCUGCGUUGGAUGUGACAUGUCAUCAGAAUGGACAAUCCUCGCAUGCCUCGCCAACUGCUGCAUGGAGAUCUUGAGGCUGGCAAGAGAAAGCAAAGCCGCCCGCGUAAGUGGUACAAGGACACUGGGAAGGGAAACCUUCAGUAGUGCGGCAUCCAGCUGAAAGAACUUAAGGCUGCAGACAGUGACAGAAGUCAAUCGUGCUCACUGACCCACCCAGCCACCACCAGUUUGGAGGACGACCGCCGUCAAAGACUGAUAGAGACCUUAAGCGCAAGGACGGGAGACAUUAGGACGGUGUACCGGAAGUCCAUUUUCUGGUUCAGUCAUGCGCAGAACGAAAGAAGUUGUCUGCAAUCUUCCGUCAUCCUCACGUCGACAAGGCCAUUUUCACUGUUUUCACGUUGUGCGGGAACGUCGCUUCCCUUGCCAAACUUUUUCGUUUUGCACUUCGAUUUACCAGAUUUUUCGAAAGAAUCGUCGGGAAUCACCUUUCUGGUGUUCAGCGUUAAAGUAUUUUGGAAGACAACUUAAGGACCACGACGACGACCGGAAGUGACUUACAGUGCACUGCGCAAGCGCGACCAGUAAAUUUCGUCGUCGUGGUGUCGUCGACGACGCCAAACAAAGUAGAAUCGCGUCGUCCUGCAAUCCACAAGCUUCGGCAGGUAUAAAUCCACUGUUUUAAGCGAUUUUUUAAGUCCUUUGCAUUUUCUUAUCCUCGUAAAUCCAGGUAUCGUUUCUUUUUUCUCCUAACAAGCGAUGUUGAUUGAAAAUUCGACCAAUGAAUUGAUUUUACUUCGAAGAAUGGCAACAGCUGUGGAGGCCGAGCGAGCGAACUCGUAAGUGAUAAAUUUAUUUUUAGGUAAUUAGGUAAGGCAAAUCAUAUAUCUUUAAUAUAGAGGAAAUAAACUUUUUAAGGAAAACAGCUAUCACAUCAGAAUGUCUCUUUUUCGAAAUCUAAACUCUGACAGACACUCGGACUCGGUCAUCUCAUUCAAGUUGAAAGUUGAAUAAUUUCGUACGCAAAGUAGGUGUUUUUCCGCUCGAAAAGGUCAGACAACACAAAAAUUCUUCAUCGUCAAUGAAAUUAGACGUACGGCUUAAAAAAUAAGAUCUGGCAUUGUUUUAACAGACGCCAGUGCGAAAAACUUUGUUGCGAACGAACAUCACCGUUUUACAUUUCCGUUUGCAUUCAGUGUCGUAAUCGUCGACCUACCGACCGUCUGCAUCUUAAGUUUCCUUUUUCCCGCCGAAACUGACGUUCUCGUCCCAGUCUUUUCCCGGUCAACAGACGUCGUCGUCGUGAACUUCGUCAUGGUUCUUAAGUUCCCUAUUUUAAGAUCAACCUCGUUCCUGAAGCAGAGAAAGCCUCAAGCUUAAAUAAACCGUCUCGUUAAGCUAAGAUCCCUAAUGUUUAUAUUUUCAUGCCGAUCGCUCUUUUCUUUGCAGAGCAAAUAGAGUAUUCUUUACAGCAGAUGAUGUAAAAGCAAAAUCUGUCAUAGGAAUAAUACUUUGUGUAAAGUCAUUUGCUUUAAUUUUCCGGAGAAAUAUCUGGAUAAAAAACAGGAAAAUUAUGAAGCUUCAGUAAUUAUUUGUCCUCUACCGUCAGAAAUAAUGUCAAGGGUGUUUAGUUCACUAAAGAGAACAAUGACAAGAAACUUGCAGAGUGACGGGUGGCUUUCAAGCAAAUUCUCGUUGAUGUACAAGGUAUAUUUAUGCUUUCAAAGGGCAUGCAUGAAUUUAUAUAUGCCCUUUGCUUUAAAAUUAAUUCCAAAUGCAACGAGUAUCGUCUCCUUCUCGUCGCAACUGCUCUAGCAUUUCUCUAGUCGUAAACUUGUUUUGUCUUGCCUUUAUUUUACUUGUUUUCCUUUUGCUUUGCUUGUUUAGUUCUGUUUUAUCUGCUUUUGCAAAAGACGCGCUAGUAGAGCGCGACGCUAGUCUCUCCCCAGACUUCGCACGGAUUUCCCGUCGCCGUCGUCUCUUCGGGCGCGAUCCAUUCAACCAAAAUUCCAACCGGUCCGACCGGGAAAAGUGGUCCACCUCAAAAGGUGGACCCGUUUUUUCGAAACUUUUCCGGUUGGACCGAACCGAUCCAUUGAGUUUUGGACCGAAAUUUCCGGAAAUUUUGGUUGAAUGGAUCGCGCCCUUCCUGUCCUGGGCCCGGUUGCAUAACACCUGCACUUAAGUAGGUCACUUAAGAAUCCGUUAUGGGUACGCUUAUGGGUGUUCCAUGGAACGCACUUAGCACUCUCGUAAGUUUCUGUUUUACGUGGUAACUUACGGGCUCACUUAAGGGCACAGGUAACUUUGAUAUAGGACUGUAUUAGUGACUCACUCUAUUAAUGGGUGUAAAGAAAUUAGCUGGUCGUUUCGAACUCUUUUAAGCCUCUGGUAGAUGAUUAGGGAAACUCAGCCGGUUGAGAUAACGUUUUAUAUAAACUGAAAAAAGUGUGUCAUUAUUUAACAAAAAAAAUCGACCGAGAAGUUUCGACAUGAUAAAAAAUAGUUUAUUUAAGGUAAUAUCUGCAUAGGUUCUAAACUACUCGUCAAUGUUAAGUUUCGUCUAAACAACUGCAACUUAAGAUCAAGCAGUUGUUCCUUCCUUUUUAGAAUUCUCAUUUUAACUUCAUGCUCUUCUGUUAAAUGCUCUUCAUAUACCUUCUCAAUGUCCCUUUCUCUAUGUCGUUGUUCCCUAACAGUGUCGGAAUUACAGUUUGGUUCUUUUGUUUGCUCUUCCCUUAAACGGCUUUCUUCUUGCUUGUUCUCUGAAGUUUCCUUGCCACUUUUCAAUUCAACCAUCCUAUCUGGGCGCACUGGAAGGUACGAAGAAGUUGACGAUAGGCUGUCUUUCUCACUGGUGUCACUUGAAGCAUCAAGGGUGUGUUCACUGGCUUGGAUUUUAUACGAGGGAGGGAUUUUCUUUUCCGAGUAUCUCGGUGAUUAGUUCGUCAACGUCAGUCCACUCUAUUGCACCACCCCCAGUUUACUUUCGUUUGGCGUAUUUGGCUUUAGUGGCUGACAACAAGCUCUCCCAUUUCUUUUUAAGUUGUUCUUUAGUUCUUUGGGGGAACCCGGCGGCUACUAACUGGUUACGAACCUCCAACCAUGUUUGCAUCUUCAAUAUAAAUGUCAGUGUAGGAGACAAAGUACCGAAUAGAGUCAUCUUUCUCUUUUUGACAUAGAGAAAAAAUUUGACUUCAUCCGUCUUAAAAUUCGGCGUUUGUUUCCUGGCGUUAGAGCCUUGUCGUCUUGGCUACCAAGACGACAUCAAUGAAACUGAAGAGGGUCGACAAAAACGCGAGAAAUUUGUUCGUUUGUUUUUUUCAUAAUCCUUAUAAUCCAUUGAAGCUGAUAACAGUUUUUGAAUAUUUUUAGAUCAUUCAGCAAAGAAGAUUGACAUUUUACUGAAUAUCCUUUGAGUGAAGUCCGUUGACUUUCGUUGAAAUACGUUUGCAAGCCAUCGUUAUUAUACUGCAAUAUUUACUGAUAAUGUUUGUUGCAUGUUCUACUUUUUCCUCAAGGACGGCUUUAAAUAAAGUGAACAUCAGAGGUUAACAAAGUGCAUUACAGGGGAAUUACGUAAAUAAAAAACUUUUUUUCACUUCUCUGUAAAACAUCUCGUUAACUUUAGUAAAAACAGUAAGGAUACGAGACCCACAUAGGUCCCAUAAAUUUACGUGCUAUUUGUCUCGUAAAAAACGUUUUAUGUAACACCCGCAAUUUCUGUUGCAUAAAUGACACGUGGGUGGAUACUUACGAAAAUCGUAAGUGCAUUCGCUUGAGUGAAAUCCCUAAGUGGACCACGUAAGUGAUUUAAUACAACUCACUUAAGUUACGUGUACAGGUACGUAUACCCGUAACUGUUACGGGCGUUUUAUGCAACCGGGCCCUGUUGCUUAGGGGUCUCUGUUGGCAGCCUAUCAACGACGCCAAAGAGCAUUCUCUGCUGAUAUCACAACAACGGAGUUCCAGUGUCCCACCUGCUCCAGACUCUGCGCUUCCAGAUUGGGUUUGCAGAGCUACCAGAGAAUCCAUAGAUGAUCACACAACACGCAGUCCACAACACACAGUCUUCAGACACGAUGGACAACCACCAAACUAGCACGUUCAAAAGAGGAGUUCUUUCGAAAAAUGCGCCGCAUUUUAUCGUCGCGCACUUCUUUCUCUAGCAAAAAAAAAUAGGUUUUGUGACCUCUCCAGAACUACAAUGUAAACGCAACAAAAUGACACGUGUCCAAGAACAUGUUUCGGGAAUAAUGGUGUGCAUUUUUCUAUAUUUUGUUUGAUUAGCUCCUUUAGGCACUUGAUAGAGUGGUUGUAUUCAAGCUGCUGGUUUAACCAAGUCCUCUUGUUUGUCUUAGAUUCAAUGGUCUCUCCACCGUCGUCGAUGUUCUUCUGCCACGAGGCGCUGAUCCCUCGCUGAGAGGGAAAAAUGGGAACACCCCACUUCACUUGGCGGCGCGUGGAGGACAUGAAGAGAUCGUUAAAGUUCUUUUGGAUCAACCGUCCGUUGAGGUUGACGCUAAAGAUAAUUCUGGAAAAACUGCUCUUCAUUUUGCCUGCAGCGAAGGUCACAGAAAGGUUUGUCAAAUCUUGUUGAACUUCGGAGCGGACGUAAAAGCGAUUUCAGCGGACAAGACAACUCCGCUUCACAGUGCCAUUUUUAAUGGACAUUCAGAGGUUGCGAUGAUGAUUUUGAAGCGAGGUUAGAGGUUACUGAUUUAACAGUAAUUGCAGUGAUUCCUUCGGAGUGUAAAGAGUCCUUAUUUAUUCAUUUAUUUAUUAUCGAACGAUCCCCUGUGGGUCAUUAAAUUUAGGUCUUCCUAAAUCUGGAAGCGUCUCACUGUAAUGCAAGUCCUCUGUGAAAUUCUGGCGAUGACAGAUAAAUGCUGACUGCUAAUUUGCUGGAUAGCACACAUUUCACUUAAACGUUCAAUUAUGCACUACUAAAAACUUUAUGGAGACAUUGCCUGAUCGUAUCAACCUGCUUAUCUGGCGGUAAGAGAAUAGGUUAGUGCUUUAGCCGCCGCGCGUACAUGGUAGCUAGCCGCGACGUUUUUUGUCUGCUGCAGGAUCUCAGUUUGACUCCUCCCUAUUUUCUCGCUGCUUUAUACCCCAAACAAAAACAGCAACAGCAUUCAUAGAAAGAAGCAGUAGCGCAGAUAAAUCCCGCCACCUACCUAGGCUAGUGUAAACAUAGUGAGAUUGUAGAGAGAACAGCGCCUGGGGACCAGAAUCCUAAAGGUCUUCUUUACUCGUAAUAACGGGGUGAUCGUAUGGUGGAGGUGCACUAUGUAAGUGAAUUCUCCUCUUAACUUACUGUCAUUGUUUUUGUACUUUACAGCUGCCGACAGAGAUGUAGAUACUAACGAGAAAGAACUUGUGGGAACUUCUGACUUACAGGACACCACAGUCUUGCACAUGGCCGCAUGGAAUAAUGACGUCAAGACUGCUGAGUUAUGCCUUGAGAAAGGCGCUGAUGUCGACUAUCUUAAGUGUGGCUCGGUCACUGCCCUUCACAUAGCGGCAAUGAAAGGAAAUCUUGAGGUGGCGGAUUUGCUUAUUUCAAGAGGUGCUGAUGUGAACAAGAAAGACGGGAACUCCAAAACACCUCUCCACAGGUUAAUUCAAUUUGCAUUGAAUAAAGAUUGUUCAGACUAAGCAAUAUUGAAUACUUUAAGUGUUGAAUAAACGUUCCAUAGAAUUUUGCCCAUAGUCUAGAAAAAUAGAAAAAAAAAGGCUAAACUAGAAGCAUUUUGGUGGUAACGUUGUGGGUGACAUAAAUGUUUGUCAGGUAGUCGCACGUGAAACAAAUCGAACAAACGCAAAUUUUCGUUCUAGGUCUCAAGAAAAAUGAUUAUUUAAUCAGUGAAGAACAUUCUUCUUUCCAGAUGCAUGUCGGUUAAUUGGCAAAUCAAUGUUCCCGGCAUGACAAUACUAAUGUUCUAGUUUUGCAGGACCUCAAAAGUAUCUCCAUGUUGUCUUCUUAAUUACCAGUCUGGAACUGAAAAAGAAAAAAAACAGCGUUUCGUAAAUUUUAUGCUUCAAUCACUCAACUAACCCUUUGAUUAUCGUUUCCAUGUAGGGCCGCUAUGUUUAACCAGUUAAACCUUAUUGAAUUUCUUGUGGAAAAGGAGGCAAAAAUUAAUGCUCGUGACAGUGAAGGACGUUCUCCUUUCUUGAAUGCUGUUGCUGCUGGGCACGUGGACUGCGCCCGAGUGCUUCUCAAAAUUGGAGCUGAUUUGAGCGCAGCGGACUUGCAUAUGAAAACUUGUCUUCAUAUUGCAGUAGAGAACGAGCACUUAGAGAUGCUAUCAAUGCUUUUGGAAAGUCGUGCGGGGGUAAGCUGUUUAAACAGAGGAGAUUUGAAGGAUAGAGUUCCUCUGCACUACGCAGCGAAGACGAGAGACAUCAAGGUAACGUUGGAACGGAACUGUUAGAAAGCAAUUCAACAGCACUUUUUAAUCUUUUUUUUACCUUUACAUAGAAGUGACUAUAAUAGAGUCGAACCUCUAUAAAAGGGCGUUCUAUAAGCCACCACCAUUUUCCUCUCUUUUUACCAGAGUCCAGGCGGAGAAAAGUUUCAGUAAAUCACCGUAAACAGUACCUCUAUAAAGCAGCCACCUGUUCUUUCUUCGAGGCUAACCGCUUAAUAGAGAUAUCUUUAAUAGAGGUUCGCCGUACUGUAUUUAAGGCAGAACGUGAAAUUCGUUCGAAAGAAUACUUUUCCCGGCUAACUGGUUAAUGAAUCGCAAGUCAUAGCUAUUUUCCAAAUGUACACCUUCCCGACAUCAGGGAAGGUAGUCUGGUAGUCUGACUCUCUCAUGUUUGCAAAUGGUGGUGGCGGACGGGAAUGCCAUUUAUGUGAUAGGGAGCCUACAUCAGUCAGUUUUUUUCUAGAACAGACAUUCUUAGGCAUAGACCAUCUUUACAGCUGUACACUUCAGGGAGGUGUCCAUUGAGAAAGAGUUGACUGUAUUUUAAAACAGUGGAACUCACUCUAUAUUAGGCGUUUUGUGUUGAGUGAUGUACUGACAAGUUUGUCCGUCGAUACUCUAGGAACUUACCGAUAGAUGGCAGCUUGACCCUUUAAGCUCCAGUAUCUCUGCACUUUUCUUUAUACAUUCUUGCGGUACUGCUCGAGAAAGUUUCUUCAAACAUCAAGACAUUUCAUCUCGGGACCUGUAGUGUUGUUGUUGGGAGAAAUUGGUAGCUGUUCACUAUUGGAGCUUAAAGAAUUAAUGACAGGCCGCUUAAUAGAGAUUCGGCUGUAAAUGCAUUAAAAACAAUAAAUGACACUGACUCUGGCAUACGGAUUCUUGUUUGUAGAUUUUAGAGCUCGUCUUAUCCAAGCAGAAGCGCUUGGGCUUCAAUGAUGAGAGUAACAAGACACCGCUUCACCUUGCAGCAGAAAAGGCCUCAUCCAAACACGUCGAAGCUCUGGCAAAGCGCAUGUCUGAAGUAAAUGCGCGAGACGAUCUUGGCCGAACGCCAUUGCACAGCGCUGCAAGGAAAGGGCAGAGGCAAGAGAUAUAUUCUAGAAUAUUCUCAUUUUUCUUCACAGUUAUCGCUGUUUUUCCAUUAUGGGUGAAAGUGAUCUUUGUUACUUGUUUGUAUGCAGAGUGGACCGUAGAUCAAAGAUGUCCUCACAGCAAGCCAUAGUGUCGUAAAACUUGGAAACUCGAACCUCAAAAAUUUUGUGCGACUAUUAAGUCGUCCUUCUGUUUUGAAAGAAUGAUUAAAAUCGAUCACGAUUACUCGAAUAGAUAAAUUUUAUGUUUUGAUUGCCUCCUGAAAUACCACGUAAGAUUGCUUUUAUCCCAUCAAUCCUAAAGCGCUUGAAAAGAUGGCGGGUAUCGUGAAUAAGGUUUAUUCCGUGAGACAAUUACCAUUUCCAUCUUUCCUUAAUUCUAUUCACCAUUCGCAUAUCCCCCAUUAUGCACUUUGCUUAACCCCCCCGGCCAAAAAAGCAUAAACUUUGCUUUUCAUUUAUGGACUUCCUUUUUUUAAGGGGGGAGGAGAGAGCAAGGUGUGCUAUGGGAGAUUGCAAGUGGCGAAUAAGGGAAUCCAAGACGGUUUUACAAUGCUACCUACAUUUUGCAUUUGUUUUCCUUUGUAAUAGGAAAUCCUGUCUGGUACUUCUUAGCAUGGGAGCUGAGGUCGACAGCAGGGAUAACAAGUUUCGAACACCUCUGAUGUGGGCUUCUCAGGGAAACCACACAAAAUGUGCCGAUGUUCUUCUUGACUCCAAAGCUUCUGCUGACCUACAGGAUGUCGGUGGUGAUACUGCUUUGCAUGUAGCUUGUGGUCAGGGUCAUCCAGCUAUUGUGACUUUACUGUUGGACCAUGGUGCAUCUUCAACAUUGAGAAAUAAACAAGGUCUUGCUUGUUUGGAAGUUGCCGCGAACGCAGGAUCGUGUCAUGCUGCCAUGGCGAUUGCCAAACACGAAAGGUUAGCAGAGUAAUUUUCACUCAGUAAUAAUUAGCUUAAACCAACACGAUAACAAUAACGUUACUACAAAUUGCAAACAUAUUAUCCCACCGUUAAUUUUGUAAUACCUGCUUGAAACCCCACCUCUCCCCACACCCCAAACAAACAAAGAAAUGGGUUUGAAGCCCAUGAAAGAUUCUUUCCACAAAAGUGGUGGAAAGGAGACUCGUUAUAACUUAACAGAUGGUAAUCCAAAGGAGUUUUCGAAAGGACAAUAAAAUAAUUGGAAAUACACGACACAAACAAGGAUCGCUAUUUUCAUUUUCAAUUCCUGAAAUAAAAGCGUCGCGUUUGUUAUUGGUUGGUUUUUCGUCUCUCGAUGAAAAGAAGCGACCUACAUUCUUUACGUCAGUAUACAGAUAGAAAAUCAUGUUUGCCAAGUCUGGACCGUUGGAGAGUCCACGUUAUGUAACACUCCUAAUUAAACAAUUUAUAAUGUUUUUUAUGAAUACUUCAUAAUAUAUUGUGGGGAGAGAUGUCGAAUGUCAAGUCAUUUUAUUUGUUUUUACCUGCAACUUUUUAAGGUGGAAGGAACUUGAGCAAUAUCAAACAUCAAACGGUAAAACCGCAAUCUCACUCCUGGUUGAAAACUUCCCUGAAGCAGCUGAAGUUGUUCUUAAUCAGUGCGUACGUUGCUCGGACCAUCUCAACCCAGCCGACCCAGACUACGCUGUAACUUAUGACUUCAAGCACCUAGAUCCUGGUCCAGAUGCUGACAUGUCGAGUGGAAGGUUUUCUACAGUUCAGGUGAUGAUAAAGCACAAGCGUGAACGACUUCUUCUACAUCCUCUUACGCUGAAAUUUAAUGAACGAAAGUGGCAGAGUUUAGGAAGAUAUGUCUUCUUGUUCGACCUUGUCACUUAUCUCUUGCUUAUGGCGCUCUUUACCGAAUUUAUUGUCCGUCAAAGGAGACGCCAGACCUUCAGAUCCCCGGAGCGUGUGCCACCAAAGCGCAAUGGCACUCGAGGAGUUCUCAUCAAGCAAAAACCCUCAGAUAUUUACAACAGAGACGACGCCUUCACAGAGACCAUUCCGUUUGUGAUCUUGAUUUUCUCCCUCCUGCACAUAUGCAAAGAACUGUUGCAAAUCUACGUUCAGCGUUGGAACUACUUCAAGGACCUGUCUAAUUACCUGGACUGGACCCUUUAUAUCACUACAGCAUUGUUUAUGGUCCCCUAUGUCACGAAUCCAGCCGACCUCGACGAUUGGUUUGGCCGUAUGCAGGAUCCCCGAGUACUUUGGAACAUUGGAGUUCUUGCAAUCUUCGUGUGCUACACCAACAUGAUGCUGUUUCUCAGAAGAUAUCGCUUGUUUGGCACUUACAUCUCAAUGUAUAUUGAAGUGACGAAGACUGUAUUCCAAGUUAUGGUUGUGUUUAUUUUUCUGGUUCUGGGAUUUGCAUUGGCUUUUUACGUCCUCUUUAAAGAACAGGUAAGUUAGUUCUCAGGUAUUGUUGGCUAAUCGGUUAAUCUUGCGAGAAAAAACAAGAAUUGUGUUAUUAGUUGAUUUAACUCUAAAGAAAAGAUAAGAAAGAAACCAUGAAUUUUGGGAUCGAGAAAAAUGUCCCUUUUCCUUAAUAGAGAUUUCCCUUCAAUAGAGCUUGAUACAGAAGCAGAUACAAAGAUUACAUGAACAUUUUCCGGGACCAAAUUUUGGUAUUCUCUGAAUGGAGGUGUCUCACAGGGGAGGUUCCACUGUAUCAAUCAUAUCCAGGAAGACAUUUAGCAAGAUGACGUCAAUUCAGUUCAACUACGUACUAGUAUCCUUUGCUUUGAGGGAUCCGAACCCCCAAAGGUUCUCUUGGUAGAAAAAUAAAUAAUAAGUAAUUAAAAACAGUAAUAAUUGUUAUAAUUACUGUUGAUCGAAGAGCAUUAUGACAGUUACCAAAACGUUUCUCGUUGGAACUGAUGCGGGGCCAGUGUAUGCCCUAUUUAGCCCUCUCAUGGAUAUUUAUAGCUUCAAAUAACCAAAGGUGCUAGAAACACUACGGUCUUGAAGACGCUUCACCUCCAAAACAAGAACCUGUUUUCUCCAUUUUUGAUUUCCUUUGUCAGUUGCUGCCUUAAUGUAGGGAGAACCCGAAAAUCGCGUUUUGUUGCCUGGCGAAAACGCAUCGAAACCGGUGCCUUGACUUUUUAAUCUUACCAAUCAUUUCAGGCAACCUGUGACGAUGUUUGGCUCCACCCUACGUCAAGGUACUGACACAGUAAGCAGUAGAAGUCUUUUUUUUCAACGAACGCUGUUCAUUGCACUAAAUUGCCAAGAGUCGACUAAUGCUGUAGCUCCACUGUUAGUAUGCACGUACAUGUAAACUGCAUGAAACCCAAUUCGAGCGAGCGCUCGAAACGUUAGCUUGUGAAUCAAGUCUAAACUGUGGCCGAUUUUGUUUAUCUGCUCAGUUGGUAAAACCGCAUUUUAUCUCACCAUUAUCAUUCAGAUUGGAUUCCAUACAGUGCAUCAUUCCCUGCUCCGCGUGCUCGUGAUGAUGAUUGGUGAACUGGACUUUGGAUCAACCUUCAUAAGCACCAUUCGCCAAAAGAGUGAAGCUAACAACAAUCCGUUGAAUCCAUUCCCUCCUUUUGGAUUUUUCUUCCUUUUUUUGUGCUUGUUUUUCCUUACUAUUGCUCUGAUGAACCUUUUGGUAAGGAACUAGUUUGAUAUGUAUUUUUAACAGCUGAAAGAAUAGGCUGAGAAAACAGCCAACGUUUCUCGACGCCACCACUGGUUUCCCCGCGAAAUGACGUCUGAGAAACGAGUACGGAAAUUCUAUACUGAUGACCUGUCACUACCCUGAUCUGGGUAGUGCUUCUAAUUGGUUGAAACAGAUUUCCCCCGUUGCACGACCAAUCAGAAGCACUGACUAGAUCUGGGAAGUGAAACGUCAUUAGUAUGGAAUUUCUGCGCUCUUUCCUCAGACAUCAUUUCGCAGGGAAACCAGCCGUGGCGUCAGGAAAUUUCGCAGGCUUUUUUCUGAGGCUGUUGAACAGCCGUCUGUUGUAGUUUUCUGCGCAUAUGUGGGAUUUUGCGUUUUAAGUCAACAGAAAAAUUUUCAAACUUGACUUUGGCAAGAAAAAAUACUUUUCCAGCGGGUGUCGAUUUCCGUAGAACUGUGUAAGCUAUGUGAAAUUUGUCGGAGAAAUCACAGGGCAUUUGUAAAGGUUCCGCACAGGACUCUCUGUGUCUUCUCAAUCUAAAUCUAAAUGUGGUUUAGUCGGCAACAUCCACGAGGGACAUCACGCCCAACUGCGAAACACUUGGGAUUGCAGAAUAAAUUUAUUAAUGAAGGUAUGAUCCUCGCAGUGGUAAUACACCUUUUCACCGAUACGGCGGCCAUAUUGAAUUAAUUCGAUUUAAGGAGUAUUAUAGGAUGCCCAGGGGGCAUGAGCACAUUUCGUUUGUAUUUUCGAGCGCUUUUCGGGACAUUUUUUCUUAAAGUUUUCUUAGAAUAAGAUUGUAAUGGGAAAAAAGAUCCCUGUGCCGUGUUUGGAUGUAAUAAUGAUCGCCUUUUUCUGGUUUAGUAUUAGAAAUAUGGUGUUUCACUGUAUCUUCCUCGGGAAAAGGCGAUCAUUAUUACAUCAAAACACGGCACAAGGAUCUUUUUUCCACUUACAAUUUUAUUCUAAGAAAACUUUAAGUAAAAAUGUUCGGAAAAGCGUUCGAAAAUACAAACGAAAUGCGCUCAUACCCCCUGGGCAUCCUAUAAUACUCUUUAAAUCGAAUUAAUUCAAUAUGGCCGCUGUAUCGGUAAAAAGGUCUGUUGUAAUUUAAGCAAUUGCAAAUAAACCCGAAAAAAAGUGGCGGGACUUCAACGGGAUUCCAACCCACGGCCUCUGCGUUAGCGCUGCAAUGCUCUACCAUUUGAGCUAUGAAGGCCUUACACUGGGAGCAGGCCAAUUUGUUGAGUUCAUCUUUACCGUGAAAGGAAUGAAAUAUGAAGAAGAUUUGAGCAGCUGACACCGAAAUACAAAUUUUAAAUGAAGAUAUGAUCGUCGCAGUGGUAAUUGCAAUUACCACGUGUUGGUCAUUACAAGUUGGUCGUUUCCUUGAAACAGCCCGCUCAAGACGAUGUUAGUUAAAGCCGUAAAUGUGCAUUUUAAUGAGAGCCGAAAGAAACUUUGCGACUACUUCGUACUCUUGUACUGCAAUUGAAAAAAAAACAUUUUUAAUCAAGAAAAAACGAAAAAGCCGUAUUUACUGGAACGUUAUAGCCACGGCGCUCAGUUACCCUUAAAAGUUCUCCGAUGUAGCUCUUUUUCGAAGAUGAUGACGUGGGGUUUAGCGAGCAAAAUUCGCUGCGUUCAACAGUUCUUAAUCACAUGUAAUGGGCGGAUGCCGUCAGCGGUCCAAGAAUUAAAAAAUGUUAGACGAAUGACGUAUUUUUUUUCAUAUUUGGCUAGUGCUACUAUUUCAUAACAAGUUAAGCCAAUCAGAAACGAAGAAACCGUUGUUUUUUUGUGACCAAGUCAGACGAUAUCCGAAGUUUGCUUUUACAAAUCUUUAUUUUAUUGAGGUAAAUUGUACCGUACAAUUUUCCUGUAGGUUGGUCUGGCAGUGGGAGACACCGAGACAAUGAAGAAAUAUGCCACGAUCAAGAGACUUGGGAUGCAACUAGAAUACCAGUUUGAAAUAGAGGAGGCGUAUCCCAAAUACAUCAUCCGAAAGGUUUACGAAAGGGUUUAUGAAGAGAAGCCCAACAAGCGGCCUAGAGUCAAUAGGUAUACCUCAUUUUGACCAAAUCGUAGUAAAGCCUGGUUUUCACUAGCGCAUAAACAUAAGCACAAGCACAUGCCUAAGCAAGUGAAAACUGGGUCGACAUAAGCACAAGCACAAGAAAAACGUACAAGUUCGUUCUUCUUGUGCUCUUGCUUAUGUUUACCUGGUAGCUUUGACUAGCGAAAACUGGGUCGACAUAAGCACAAGCAUAAGCACAAGGCCGUGGACCAAUCAUAGGUCACUGUGACCCCGGCAGACCUCAUGCAAACAAAUCAAAAGCAAUAUGGCGGACGCUUCGUCCGCCAUCUUGUUUAUCAUUGGGUUGAGGAGAGCUGGUAUCGAGAAUUGAGUCAAAUAUGCUAUUCUGCGCGUGCGUAUGUCCUUGUGAAAACCAGGCUCUAAAAAGCGUAUGUGUGUAUGCUCACAUAGAGAGCUCGUUUGUGAAACACUCAUUUAGCUGUCACUACAUAUUUCCAGUCUGUUGUCCUUUGUAUUACGUGUAUUCUAAAUAUCGGUUAUCAUUAAGUAGCUUUGGAUAUUUUUAUGCAUUUUGCCUAUAGAUUAUGCGUGACCACGAAAUGGCUUUGGUUGCCAGGAGUUGCUGGGAUACAAAGGCUUUGCCCCGCCUAAUAUUUGUAUUAGCCAUUACUGCCCUGUUGAUCAGUUUUCUUGCUGAGGAUAGGGUUACCGGAAAUUGGAAUUCUCAUAUUGGUGCUAACAUUUAAUUGAAAGGAAAAUACAUUUCAACUUGUUUUACUCCUUAGAAUAAUGGAUUGGCUGCAUGCAAGGUUUGCUGAAGCAGCUCCAGAACCGGUUGAGGAGGGUCAAACAUCUGAAUUUGCUGAACUAAAAGAAGAGAUGUUAAAAAACAAGAAGAGGAUCAAAUCUAUGAUGGCCAUGUUGGAGGCCCAAAACAAGCUACUCAAGAACCUUGCAGCUGUCGUCGACCCCAAAUUUAAGGUUCGGGAAGAUGUUGACGGUGUGAGUGGUGCAGCGCGGGCAUCGUUUGAAGGCGGCAUAGAAAGAGAAAUUCCAAAGUAACAUUUAAGCGUCUACUUUACAAGAGGGUAAAAGCUCAUGGAUGCUGCUUUUGAAAGUGUGUUGUGUUAAGUUCUUUGGUUGACAAAAAAAGGACUUGCACGUCUAAAGCUUACGUUUCAUUCAGCAUUCAUAGCAGUGCUUUUGCAAGGAUUAAAUGUCUAAUGCAUUUUUGUAAAGGUAACCAGACAAUAAUGUGGCGAAGCUAAAUAUAAGUGGUUUUCUCCGCACCUACACCAUUGCUUUUGGCAGGGUCGUAAUUAACCACUCAGAUGUUUUUGUUAAGCUACCAACAAACAGGAAUACACACGUUUUAUUGACAAGAUUUCCUGAUUUUUCUUGGCCGCCUGGCGCCAUUGAAUUUUGUAGAGACCCAGCAGUUUAAUUUUGUGCAGUUGUCACAGACACGAGCACGUAACAUAACCUUAUCGAAACUAGAGUGGAAAGAUACGGAGAAAUGUUCUGUUGUUAUUGUAACACAAUUCAGCCCUCCAACCGUGGGCUCUUGGACUCUCCAGAUUUAGAUUCAGGGGCUCCCUUGUUGACGCCCUUGAAGAUGAGGGAGUUGACCUCUGUGGUUCGACUUUUUAAACAAAGCCUUUCCGUAGGACCUUCGCAUAGCUCUGAUUAGUUUGUACUACUUUACAAAAUAAAAUCGCUUGAGUUUUACAAAGUUUAUCGAAAUGUGCGUUGAAAAGGUACCAAAAACGCACCACGCAUAUUUAACUCAAUGGAUCAUUUGCUUUGCACAGUAUUUUUAAAAUAAAAUCGGGCCUUCUUCUUGAUUUUAUUUUUUGAUUUGCAACUGUUGGCGCACAUAGCUUUUGAUCCUGGACUUGACCUGGUUUAUCCAUGCUAGUACAUACAUGGCUUGGUAAUCAAUUAAACUUCGUUAACUGUCAAGGCUUCUGCCUUAAGGCGUAACAUUAAA